Molecule: messenger RNA, 2149 nt
Organism: Fragaria vesca subsp. vesca
Lineage: Eukaryota; Viridiplantae; Streptophyta; Magnoliopsida; Rosales; Rosaceae
Product: clathrin interactor EPSIN 1-like
Exons: 12
Coding region: 121-1854 (577 amino acids)
Biological process (GO): endocytosis
Cellular component (GO): endosome; plasma membrane; clathrin vesicle coat
Molecular function (GO): clathrin binding; phospholipid binding
Source: RefSeq, a predicted model, not a curated record
AUCUGUGCACAGUUUUAAAACCACAAAACGAACACCUGAGUCUGCAUCCUUCUUCCUCCUCCUCUAAAUCGCACGCCAAUCAAGAUCUGAAUCUCUUCAUUCCUACUCAAAGAUUCAAUCAUGGAUUUCAUGAAGGUCUUCGAUCAAACUGUCCGGGAAAUUAAGAGGGAGGUGAAUCUUAAGGUCUUGAAGGUUCCGGAGAUGGAACAGAAGGUACUGGACGCAACGGAUAAUGAGCCUUGGGGCCCGCAUGGCUCUGCAUUGGUGGAGAUCGCACAAGCCACUAAAAAAUUUUCGGAAUGUCAGAUGGUUAUGAAUGUUUUAUGGACAAGAUUGGGUGAGACAGGCAAGGACUGGCGUUAUGUCUAUAAGUCGUUGGCUGUCAUAGAGUAUCUGGUGUCACAUGGAUCGGAGCGUGCUGUUGAUGAUAUUAUAGAACACACUUUCCAAAUCUCAUCACUCUCAACUUUUGAAUAUGUUGAGCCAAGUGGGAAGGAUUUGGGGAUAAAUGUGAGGAAGAAGGCUGAAAACAUUGUGGCCCUUUUGAAUAACAAAGAUAAAAUACAGGAAAUUAGAAACAAAGCUGCUGCAAACCGGGACAAGUACGUUGGACUUUCUUCUACUGGGAUUUCAUACAAGUCAGGUUCAGCCACUUCGUCCUCGUUUAGUGGUGGCAGUUAUGGAGGUUCAAGUGCUGUUGGAUCUGGCGAUAGGUUCAGGGAUAGCUAUAAGGACAGAGAUCAAUAUGAUGAAGACAAGUUUGAGAAGAAAAGCUCAAGUAGGUCACGCCGUGGGGUUACAAGUGAGAAUCGAGAGAGCUCCUCAAAGAAGGGAUAUGGCAGCAGGAAGGAUCAGGAUAAUAUUUCAUCCAGUGUGAAAAAAUCAUCAUAUAAGACAAAUGACCGUGAAAAUUACAGUUCAAAUCCGAGUCAGACGGCAAGUGUACUUUCUGAUGAUUAUGAGGACGAUUUUGAUCCACGAGGAACUUCUACUACUAAGGCUGCUUCCGGAAGCUCAAACCAAGUGGAUCUUUUUGGACAUAGUUUGAUUGGUGAUCUCAUGGAUGCUCCAGCAUCUGUUCCUGAAGAGGAGCCUGGCAUGAAUAGUGGUUCAGCAGAGGUUGAUCUGUUUGCGGAUGCAGCUUUCAUAUCAGCACCACCACAGGCAGAAACUGAUUCAUUUGCAGACGCAACUUUUGUAUCAGCACCACCCCAGAAAGCAACUGGAGCAAGUUCUCAAACUCAGAAUGGUUUUGAUCUAUUUGCUUCCCAACCAACCAUUUCUCAGUCAGCUUCUUCACCAAUUGACCUCUUUGCGUCCCCUGUCCCGGUUAUGCAGCCAGAAACAAAGUCCACAAGUCCAGCACCAAUGAACACCAACAUUGUUGAUCCCUUUGCUGCUGUUCCAAUGAACAGUUUUGAUGGAUCUGAUUUCUUGGGGGGAUUCACCUCUAACUCUGGUUCAACAUUUUCAGAACCUUCUCAAAUUUCUGGCAAUGCUGCCAGCCACAGUAGUUUGGAUAGGAAAUCUUCAGCCGACUCAAAGACACCACCCAAGAAGGAUAGUUUACAGGUGAAAUCUGGCAUUUGGGCCGAUUCACUUAGCCGUGGACUGAUUGAUCUUAAUAUAACUGGCCCCAAGAAGGUGAAUCUGGCGGAUGUGGGGAUUGUGGGUGGAUUGACUGACGGAGCAGAUGAAAGGGAGAAAGGCCCCCCAACUUCAUUUAACAUGGGUAGAGCAAUGGGAUCAGGGAUGGGCCUCGGAAAGUCUGGAUAUCAGGGAGCUGGAGAUGAUGACUUCUUCUCGAGUCUCAGUAGCGGUCAACAAUACUCAUAUGGUGGUUUCCAAAAGUAGUGGUGAGAAACAUUUUUGGAGUCUACAUAUUCUUUUGCCCGGGCCAAAAAAUUUGUCAUUCUUGUCUUUUGGUGUGUGCUUAGUGUGUUAAUUACCCUCAAUCAACGGAUGUUGGGAUUUGAGGAAUGUAUUAAUCGCGGAUGAAGAUGUUGAUAGCUUUCCAAUAUAAAUUUCAGUGGAUGACAUAAAAUAUGUAAUUUGAGAUAUCAACAAAGUUGGUCCAUUGAGGAUUUGUUGUCCUCAGUUUGAUCGUUACAUCCUAUCAAUGAAUGAUGAGAUUCAAGCAACACAUCUA